ACUCACUAGAUAGACACACCCAAAUGUGCUCCUCCAGAUGGUAUAUAAGCCAGAUCAAUUGUUGAUAUCUUUACCAAGAGCCAGAGUAAUACAACUUUCUGCAUCACUUCAGUAUAGAAGCUUCUACAACUAUGAGAGCCAUCAUAUUUCUAUUGAGCUACAUGACAACAUCUUUUGCAGAAAAGCAAGAUCUCUCUGGCAAAAUGUUCACAUUUCCAGUGGAGUCUGAUACAGCUCAUGUGAUCUUGAUUCCCAACCUGAGCAAGAGUCUGACUGCAGUGACCGUGUGUCUGCGUUUCUUCUCAGACCUGACCAGAUCGAAGAGUCUCUUCUCUGUCGCCACCCCCACUAGUGACAAUGCUUUCCUUCUUUUCAAUGAAAAUGGCUAUCAUGUAUUUCAAAAAACAGCUGCAAAGUUUGAUGGAUUAGAGGAUAAACAAAAUGAGUGGAACUCUGUCUGUGCAACUUGGGAUUCCCAGACAGGCAUCGCCCAAAUCUGGGUCAACGGAAAGCAAAGCGUCAGAAAGGGCAUCAGCAGAGGAGGCAGCAUCUCCGGAGCACCCAGUAUUAUCCUGGGUCAAGAGCAGGACAACUACGGGGGGAAGUUUGACAGAGCACAGUCUUUUGUGGGAAUGCUGACCGAUAUAAACAUGUGGGAUUCAGUUCUACCUUAUCCUGAGAUUGCUUUAUACAUGAGCAACAUUCCACAGAAAACUGAUGGCAAUGUGAUCAGCUGGAGGUCACUGGACUUCACUGCAAAUGGGUAUGUGAUUGUAGAGAACCUAGUGAGCUUAAUUUAG
Messenger RNA from Sardina pilchardus (European sardine), 800 nucleotides. Its product is annotated as serum amyloid P-component-like. The record is from RefSeq and is a predicted model, not a curated record. The coding region runs from base 132 to 800 and encodes 222 amino acids. The transcript has 2 exons. Lineage: Eukaryota; Metazoa; Chordata; Actinopteri; Clupeiformes; Clupeidae.